Molecule: messenger RNA, 2901 nt
Organism: Clupea harengus (Atlantic herring)
Lineage: Eukaryota; Metazoa; Chordata; Actinopteri; Clupeiformes; Clupeidae
Product: cytochrome P450 26C1-like
Biological process (GO): sterol metabolic process
Molecular function (GO): oxidoreductase activity, acting on paired donors, with incorporation or reduction of molecular oxygen; monooxygenase activity; iron ion binding
Source: RefSeq, a predicted model, not a curated record
AAGCAACAAUUCCUGGCGUCACAACACAGAGAUAAAACGUAUUUUGUCCUUCGAGUUUUCCAUGUAUAGGAGUUUAGUGUCACAAAUGUUGUGUGCGGAUAGUGGUGAACAGUAUCAGUUAAUUGAUAUUAUUUGUUGGACUGCGAUGACAAGCGCAACAGGUUACCGAGCAUCACUGCGUCAUGGCACUGCGGCAUAAUUUCCCAACAUCCUUUCAGACACUGUGGAGUGGACGUUCUAUCAACUAAGGUGCGAACCUCAACCUACAAACCUUUGCUUGUGUGUCUCUAAUGGUGUUUGGGACAUUCAUUUUAAAAACGUAUUGAUGAGUUUCCAUUAAACUUAAAAUCUGCAUGCUGACUUGAUCUGUUAUCGAUAGGAAGAAAGUGAUCUAACCAGCCAGACAAUGUGUGCAUCAGCUAAAGAACAUUUACUCGGAUCUUCUCAAUUAGUUCCACGCAAGGAGCGGAAGUCGUGCGUAAAGGUCUGAAUGCCAUGCGUGUGUGCAUAGCCUUGCCUGUCUGUCGGUGGAUAGUGUGUUAAUGAAUUUCCCAUUCAGUCUUUAAUAACUCCAGACCGCCCUGUCGCUCUCAAUUUCCUAGUGACAAUGAAUGGCAACAAACUUGACUUCGACUCUAACGAGCAACUUUUCCCAAAACACCCUACGUCAUCAACGAAGGUGGAUCAUAAAUGGCAACUUAUUUAUAAAGAGCAGUAGGAUCAUGACCUCUCCGACGCAUCUGUGGCUCUGUCAAGAGACAGGCAGAUGAAUAUUGUUUGCGGAAAAACUCGUCAAUACACAGCAUUGUAAGGGCAUCGUGAGAGAUUCUAAGACAACUGCCUUAUGUCCCGUCUCCCCAAAACACGGAUAAUAUUCACCAUUUAAAUUCUGCCUUUUGGGACCUCGAGGAUGAACCUGUUUGAACUUGGAACCCUGUCCUUCUUCGCCACCACCACCAUCGUGUCUUUCCUGUCAAUUGUGCUGCUCGUAACCCUAUCGCAGCAGCUAUGGACUCUGCGAUGGUCCAUCACCAGGGACAGAGACAGCGACUUACCGAUCCCUAAGGGGUCCAUGGGGUGGCCAGUAGUCGGGGAAACACUCUACUGGCUUUUCCAGGGUUCAAACUUUCACGUCACACGGCGUGAGAAGUACGGCAGUGUUUUUAAAACGCAUCUUUUGGGGAAACCAGUAAUUCGCGUGACCGGAGCAGAGAACAUUCGCAAGAUUUUGAUGGGCGAACAUAACCUGGUGUCCACGCAAUGGCCACAAAGCACACGCAUCAUCUUGGGUCCUAACACUUUGGCCAACUCGGUCGGUGAGCUUCACAAGCGCAAACGAAAGAUCCUCGCACACGCGUUCAGUCACGCCGCGUUUGAAACGUAUAUCCCCCGCUUACAAGAUGUCAUCAAAAAAGAAGUUGCCAAGUGGUGCUCAGAACCCGGUUGUAUUGAUGUCUACGCCGCAACCAAGAUGCUCACCUUCCGUAUCGCGAUGCAGGUGCUUCUGGGGCUGGAUGCAGCGGACACCCAAAUGGAUUACCUUUCCAAAACGUUUGAGCAACUAACAGAUAACCUAUUCUCGCUCCCCAUUGAUGUGUCUUUCAGUGGCCUCCGUAAAGGUAUAAAAGCCAGAGAUACCCUCCAUAACUUUAUGGAGAAAUUGAUUGAGGAAAAGCUCCAGAAACAAUGGGAUGGAUAUAACGACGCUUUUGAUUAUAUCUUGGGUAGUGCCAAAGAAAACCACUACGAUAUAACUCUCCAAGAGCUGAAGGAGACUGCAGUAGAACUAAUUUUCGCCGCACAUGCCACCACAGCCAGUGCCUCAACGUCACUCAUCCUGCUCUUGCUCCUGCAUCCUGCUGUAGCCCAGAAAUCCCGGGCGGAAAUUGAGUCAUCGGAACUCGGGCGCACUAUAAGUAGAAUGAGUUCCCCCCGUCUGUCACCAGAAAACUCAGUGGAAAGGAGCAAGGACUGUAAACUAGAGUCUGUUCCAGCAGAGCAUCACAGCACUACUGCCACUGCCCAAAUACACGGGAAAGUUGGACCAAGGUAUCAUCUACCCCACCUGACCUUGGAAAAACUAAGCCGAAUGCGGUAUUUAGACUGUGUUGUAAAAGAAGUACUCCGACUUCUCCCACCUGUUUCUGGCGGUUACAGGACAGUUCUGAAGACGUUUGAACUAGAUGGAUUUCAGAUCCCAAAAGGGUGGAGCGUCAUGUACAGCAUCCGUGACACGCACGAGACCGCCCCGGUGUACCAAUGCCCGGACCUGUUCGACCCGGAACGCUUCGGAGCGGAGCGAGACGAGGCGGGGAAGGGCCGCUUCAGCUACGUGCCCUUCGGCGGAGGCGUGAGGGGCUGCGUCGGGAAGGAGCUGGCUCAGGUGAUCAUCAAAACCCUGGCCGUGGAGCUGCUGGGCACCACCGAUUGGAGGAUGGCCACCAAGAAGCCGCCCAGGAUGCAGACGGUCCCCGUCGUCCACCCCGUCAACGGCUUCCAUGUUCACUUCAACUACAAGCACCCCUGAGACAGUCCCGUACAGUCCCAUAUGUGUCCAAGAGCUUCCACUACAUCACAACCACACAUUUAUUGUUUGGGUGGCUGCAGCCUGUGUCAGCAUACGAUAAGCAAACACACAACCAUAACUGUGUUUCUGUAUGAAAGAAACAUGUCAAGGAAAGGAUGUCUGACAGGGCGGAGACCCCAUAGUCUUGGGUUUCUGUACAUGCAGACAGGCAGUUAGUGGUGUACAGUUCCUCAACUUUAGAUACAAACAUGGUUUUAAACCAGAAGAGGCUCAAUCCCUCAUGAGAGUGAAUGGAGAAUGUAUAGCUUUUGGCAAAAACAAUGCAUUUGAGAAGGACCAGACAAUGGUGGAUAGAAAACAGGAAGUUGAACAAA